Messenger RNA from Drosophila miranda, 2094 nucleotides. RefSeq names its product solute carrier family 15 member 1. The record is from RefSeq and is a predicted model, not a curated record. Gene Ontology annotation, molecular function: dipeptide transmembrane transporter activity. Gene Ontology annotation, biological process: transmembrane transport. Gene Ontology annotation, cellular component: membrane. NCBI's taxonomy places the organism in Eukaryota, Metazoa, Arthropoda, Insecta, Diptera, Drosophilidae. The transcript has 7 exons. The coding region runs from base 254 to 1930 and encodes 558 amino acids.
CUAGUAGCUCUUGGACCGCGCACAUCAGCGGUCGUCAAUCGCGGCACAGAUUCAACAUUUACAAUAGAGCUCAUUGUGGCAGUGCCGACCCACAAAAGCCGCAAGUCUGUAACCUGAUCCGCCGCCAGAAAAGCAAACAAGCCAACAACUUGCUUCAAUAUUUCUCUCGGGUCUUGUACUGUGCUGCUCGACUGUUUCCCUCUCCUCGUCAGUUCACUUCACUCACGUCGGAUUAGGCGCACGGCUGUGGAAAAUGUUUCGAGCAACGGAAAUCGGCAGCGAAGAAACCUUGCCAGCCAUUGCGGAGCUCACGCAAGCCAGCUAUGAGACGGAGGGACGGGACAUCGAGUGGGGCAAAGGUAGUGAACGGACACAGCUGAAGCCGCGACAGCGCAGCUCUCUGCCCACCUAUGGCUUUGCCCCCGCGCCCAUUCGCAUGGAGUACAGGUACCCGCGCGCCGUAUACUUUAUUCUCGCCACCAAGUUCUUCGAGGCCUUUGCAGCGAACGGCAUACGCACCAUUCUCGCCCUCUAUCUGCGCGAUGAUCUCAACUUCACGGAGAGCUUCUCUACGGUGGUGCUGCACAUAUUCAACUUUUUCGGCCAGUUCUGCCCCAUUAUCGGAGCCGUCCUGGCAGACAGCUAUAUGGGAAAUGUGCGCACCAUUUCCGCCUUUUGUUUCCUCUACGCCUUCGGAUGGAUGCUGCUGACCAUGACGUCGCUCCCCUCUGUAGGAGUACCAAUUAUCCUGCUAGUGUCGAUUGCCCUCCUGUUCCUGGCAGUGGGAAACGGCUCAAUCCGCGCCUGCAUCACGUCGCUGGGCGCCCUGCAGUUCAAGAUGCCCGAGCAGGCUGUUCACCUCUCAGAGUACUUCUCCUUCUACUAUUUCGUCUAUUAUUUCGGCAUAUUUCUGAGCAAGAUUCUUCCCCCGCUGGUUCGGGCCAAUACGCAAUGCUUUGACAAGGUGGAGUGCUAUCCCGCCGUCUUCGGUACUCUCGCAAGUGCCUUCAUGAUGGCCUGGCUUAUCUUUCUGACCGGCAAAUGUUUCUACAAGACCGAGAAGCUGGCCGAUGACAAUAUACUCUUCAAAUUCUGCGGCUGCAUCAAGACGGCACUGGUGCAGAAGUGGCAGCGACGCAAUUCCAAUAAGCGAUCCAACUAUUGGCUGCACAAUGCCGUCGGUGUCUACGACGAGGCCUUUGUCAACGACGUCUCCAAGGUUCUGAGGAUCUCAAAACUGUUUACUCCAUUACCAUUUUACUUCGCUCUGCUGGCCCAACAGGACUCCAGCUGGACUUUCCAGGCGGCCAUGAUGAAUACCACAGUGUUGGGAGUGACCAUACAGCCGGAUCAGGCCAAGGCUGCGGGCCCCAUCUUCCUCUUCAUGCUCAUCCCGCUCUGGCAAUAUGUGACGGUUCCGUUGCUGCGUCGAUACUUUAAUUGGGAACUAAAGCCACUGAACAGCGUCACUGUGGGUGGCAUCUGCUCCGCUGGUUCCUUCUUCUGUGCAGGAGCCUUGCAGAAAGUGAUUAUGAAUUCACCCAUCCAGACCAUUAACAUUGCUUGGCAGCUGCCGCAGUUCUUUCUGCUGAUGUUGGGCGAACUGCUGCUGUCUAUUCCGGGACUGCAGUUCGCCUUCACGCAGGCGCCCACGUCCAUGAAGUCUGUGGUAACGGCUACGUGGUUCCUGAACAAUGCCUUCGGCAACCUCAUUGUGGUUGUGGUCACCGAGCUGGGUUUGCUGAGCUCCCAGAUGGACGAGUACUUCUUCUAUGCGGUGGUAAUGCUGAUUUGCAUCGUAAUCUUUGCACUCCUAGCCUACGACUACAUGCAGCAGGAGCGCAAGGGCGGUCUUUAUUUGAGGGGCUGCUUGGACGGCACCUCCGAUGACCUGGAUAUCCCCAGCACCAGCCGCAGCGGCAGCAUCUAGAUAACUGCUGCAGCCAUGUAGUACCUGGUUGAAACUAAUGUUGGUACACCCUUUUUUUCAAAUAAUAUCAGAUUUACAUUUCAAAUUUAAUUUUUAGCUAACGAAAAUGUAUAUGAAAUUAGGUAAAACUUAUUUUAAUUAAAUAACAACCUGAUCCACAACAA